Orbicella faveolata is the source of this 4268-nucleotide messenger RNA. RefSeq lists its product as uncharacterized. Lineage: Eukaryota; Metazoa; Cnidaria; Anthozoa; Scleractinia; Merulinidae. Gene Ontology annotation, molecular function: calcium ion binding. The record is from RefSeq and is a predicted model, not a curated record. Gene Ontology annotation, biological process: lipid metabolic process.
UCAAAGUUAUCGAUGGAUCGAAUUAUACAACCACUUUUGUUGCAUACCAAUUUGGAAGCAAUUAUUCGACUCCAAACGCGAAAGAACAAUUUUUCCCUUUGGCAGCCAUUCUGUUCACAAUUGCCAACCCUCUCGUGAAAUAUCCUGGUCAUCUGAAUGACCGGAAUUACCACCAAAAAAUUGUUCACGACCUAUCGAGCGAGUGAAUUAUUUCUUCCUUUACUAACUGCUAUAUCUCAUUCUAACUACGCUACGCUGGCUAUCACUACUCGUGAAAAACAAUGACUGAGGCAAGUGCCUCGCCUUGCCUGUUACCAGCUAAGGCCCUAAAAGGUCCAUGGUUUUAAACUUUUUGAAGAAUUUUGUAACUUUUCUCAAUUUCAAGCUGCUUAAUGUAGUCUCUGAACAGACUUGUUAUGUCCUUGCUAUCUUGAAUUGACGGAUCGAGGAACGUUCAGAGUGUUUUAAUUCCCACUUGUUGACGGUUUACUGUGCAAAUUAGCUUAUCGUCAAUCUGUUAAUCCUAUUUUGUUGUGUAGGGUCAAAACUGCCCCUCAGUUCUCAGUUGACCCUUUCUUUCUAUUUGACGCAGUUGUUUGACAAAUCCAAAGACUGUUCGCAGCUAAAAAUAAAAAGUUACCUUAUUUGCAGUUGUUUUAUACAAAUCCGCUAAGCAUUUAUAGCAACCCUGACAACGCCAAGCAAAACUGUUCCUGGUUAUGACGUACUUUCGGUAAAUGACGUCAUUCGGACGAGUUUAGCAUCCGUCUACAUAUGGCCAUGACGUGCUAAGGAAGUGAACCAUAACGAGAUGCUCACAGAGAUGUGAAAAUAGCAGCUAAACAGUGGGGUGAAACCAGACUGACUUGCAUUAAAGAUAAGCCGGUGUGCAGAAAAAAAUUGGACUGAUCGGUCGGUAUAAGUUCAAGAUGCCACCGGGUGCUCCGCAACGCAUUGUGGGAUAGUCUCCCCCGGCUAUGCACAGAACAACAGAUCAAAACGCUAAUGGGGUGAUCCAUGGAGCUGUGAGAAGGGUUUCUUCGUCCAGAAAGUUUCAUGAGAGUAGGAAAAUCGAACCAACAGAUAUCGCUCGAAUGGCCAACAGGAAUGUGAACGGGAACGUCAAACAUCAUGAGAUGCUGAAUGGAAAAGUGAGGAAUGUGUCCAAGACUUCUUUAGAUCCGAACACUUUCUUCGAAGCGGCUACGUUGCUUGGUAGUGUAGGUUCGCUAAAAGCUGCUGAGACAACGGAACGAGUUCGGCGCGGGAGUACUUCUUAUGAGGAAGACAUCUAUAAAGGAUUUCCUUUCCCAUUUGAAAAUUUGGUGUUCGAAGGCGGUGGGAACAAGGGAAUGGCUUAUGUUGGUGCACUUCAGGUGUUAGAGACUGCUGGUGUCAUGAAGAGUAUCAAAAGAGUGGCUGGCGCUAGUGCAGGAGCGAUCAUUGCAACACUUAUAGCUCUUGGUUAUGACUCUCGUGAGCUGAGAGAAUUUCUUGAGCAGGAUCUACGAAGAAUUUUAGUAGAUCACAAUUGUGGAUACUGUAGCCUUCUUCCUAACUUGCUCAAGGGAUUUGGAUGGAAUCCUGGAAAGAGGAUGUUGAGAUGGUUUGGUGAGCAGCUUAAAGAGAGGACUGGUGAUAGUGAUAUUACAUUCAAAGAGGUAUGGGAGAGGUUUGGUAAAGAACUCUGCAUCGUUGUUACCAACUUGAAUCAGAUGUCAGUGGAGUACUUUCACCCCAAGACAACACCAAAUACACCAAUAAGAAGAGCUGUUAGAAUGUCAGUUGCACUCCCAGGUGUAUUCCAGUGUGUACGUGAAAUAAACAAUGACUAUGAAGAUGUUUAUGUCGAUGGAGGACUUUUGUGCAAUUACCCGAUUCAUGCAUUUGAUGGUUGGUGGUUGUCCAUGGACCCUAAAGACACAUUUUUCAAGAAACUGCAACCUCUUGAAGACUUUGCAAAGCUCUUUGAAAAGUCAGAGAGGUUUGGGACAUGGAACUCAAAAACAUUAGGAAUAGUUUUGUAUUCCCAUACUGAGACAGAAUUAAUGAAGACUCUGCUUACAGAACGUGAAGGCAACAAGCCUCCAAAACCACCUGUCACCAAACUAGCAAAACAAAGACUUAAAUUGCAGCAUCAGCAAGCCAUAAUGCAUCAGGAACAUCAAACCAUGGUGAAAGCUGUUGGUAGAUUUAUGGCGGAACUACAAAGGAACAAUCUAGAUGAAGACAGCAUUAUUAAUUUAAAAGAAUUAAGAGGAGUUUUUAGGAAUCCUUUAGAGUUUACCAAAGAUGAUGCGGAGUUGUUGUUUGGUCCUGAUGCCGAUUACAAGGCAGCUUUUGAAGAGCUGGAUACAGACGAAGACGGGGAGAUCACCUUUCAAGAAUUAAUGGCGUUUAUUGAGAAAAAGGGGGUAAACCUUCAAACAAGAUUUUUGGGCUAUGCUAGAAAGGAUAUCAAACAUUUAGGAGAGUUUAUACAAACACUACAGACCGCAUUAUCUGUUAAUGUGAAGAGAGUAUAUGUAGAGAAAAAGGACGUCGAGCGAACGAUUGGCAUCGAUACUGAUUACAUUGAGACAAACGACUUCAAUUUGGAGCCUGCCGACAAACUCUUCCUCAUUGAAUCUGGUAGAAGAGCGACCAAGGCGUUUCUUCGAGAGUACAAACAACGCUUGGAGAAAGAGAGGGAGAAACUAAACGCAUCUAGCAUUGCUCCCCAACAAUCAAGAGUAACUGUUAAGGUUAGAUGUGCCUCAAACUCACCAGAGACUUCAACAAAGGUCUCACGAGAUCGCUUGGACUCUUCUAAUUCACCCAGUGACAAACAGCGCAAUUCUGUGACUUCAGUCACGUCAUUAGAAUCAAGCCUGGAUGAGUCGUCCGCUCGCAAAGGGUUAGCCUUUCGCCUGCCUCCCCUGUCACAUGAGAAAAAAACGUCGGGGACGAACCCACCUAUGACUGACAGAGAGGGGUCUGGGGACAGUGUGACGAGCGCGAGAAAGGUCGAUGUUGAUGUGGGACGAAGUCCAAGGCUUGGCGGUCGAAUAAAUACCAGAAUUGGUGACAUAUCAAGUUAAGUUAUAGUUAAUACUAUUUAUUGCCAGUCAAGGGCUGUAUGACGACAAUACUCUGUGUUAGCUUGUGCAAACAGAUUUCUUUCUCUCCUUCUCAACUCGAGAGAUGACGGCGUUGGAAUUGGCGCGAAAAAUUCCAUUCUGAUGACGUAGCUCCACAGACAUCGAUGCAGUGGCUGAUUGGUACUUGCUCGUGUUUGAAUUUUCCCGGGUUAGUUACAACCAAUCAGAGCACUUCAAGGAUCUCCGUAAAAUUACGUCAUCAGUGAGGUCUUCCUGACGUCUUUCUCGAGCACGGAAGAACAAAGCGAACAACGAGAAUCUUGAGUUGUCUUAGAGGAUGUCCUGGAUUGCGUAUUUGUCGAUGAGCCACAAAUAUGUGCUUUUUACCACGGAGAGAUUUACACUGGUCUCGGUAGGGAAACAAAAAGGUUCACGAGGACUUAUCUUAGAAAGAAACCAGUUAUAGAGAAAAGCAGUCAGAUUAUAAUGAAGUUUGGAUAUUUUGUAAAAGUGAAAUUUGGUGGGCUUACUCCAUAGUACAUUUAGUCAAACUAACAUGGGAAAUAUUUUAAACAGGCUCAAAAUUUAAGCUUAAACUUGUAGUUUUUAUUGCACGAGGCUAUGGUUAAAAUUGUCAACAAAAACAGUCAUCGUAGCUGUUAAAUAUGUAACAACUGAAGAGGUGGCAAAGAAAUCUGGAAACCAAUCAGGCUUCAACGAAAUGAACCCAAGAACUUUGUGAUGUCAGUACACCGCCGUGGUACUGAGUUGUGAAUCAAUAGGAGUUGGUAAAUUGAGAACUCUGUAUUCGAGAAAUGAUGAAUACACCGGUAUCAGAUAAUGUGUUUAAAUUUCAAUUUAGCUCUUGAAAAACGAUACAAAUUUAUAGCAUGAAAAAAAAAAUGAAAUAAAUAGUCUAAAAAAUUAAAUAAUCCCACCGAAAAAGUCUUUUAAACAAUUAAAAGCGAAGGACUUGCUGGUGAAUGUGGCUACAGAUGGCAUAGUUUUUUUGAAUCCAAGUUAAAGCCUGGUUCUUUUCCAUGUUUGAGCUUCCUUUGCAACUGCACAAGCUUGUUGUUGUUACGUGACUGUCAGAAUACAAAAGAGAUGUAUCUUUUUCCCUUAAAUCUUGUAAUUUUGAUACUCUGGUUACAAGCGUAUUAGACAAUUAUAUGGGUAGAACAUGGA